GAAAAAGAGUCGAGAAAUCACUCCUCUGCUGACAAUUUGGCUGCUUCCUGAUUCAGAUCGAUCAAUCAAUUGUCUUGAAUCCGAUCAUCGCCAAAAAUCGGCAACGCUGUGUCACAAUAACGCACAGCUGCAAAGCGACCGAUUCCAUCCUCGUUUACAUAAUAUUUCUCAAUCUGGAACGUCACUCUCCACACACCCUCCAGUCCCGAUCUAACAGCGACUCAUUCUGCUGCCUAUUCCUUCGAUCAUUCCAUGCCAACUUUUUCCCCCUUUCUCGCCCGCGGUUGAACCCGACGUCGACCAUCACCGCUACCGCAUAUUUUCAAUCGGGCACAUCGCACAACAGUCGGCUCGGGUGCCCACGAGGGCAGAUAGACACACAGAAAAAAAACAAAAAAACAUUCAGCCGCAACAAUGUCGUCGUUUCUAGAGCGCCAGCAAAAGGCCAUGGCCGCGAGCCUUGCAGGCGCGGCAUCCAAACUGAGCGGUGCCUCAAAACCCAACAGCCUCAAGCGACCGCCGCCCUCUCCAUCACCGUCGGUAACAUCGACAACAUCUGCGGCGCCAGGUAACGAUGGCUCGGGCUCGACGCCGAAAAAGAUCAAGCGCGAGACCACGGCCACCAUCUUCUCGCAACCGGCGCAGACGGGCUACGGAACGGAGCUGGGAUCCAACAUCAUCUACAUUGUCGACAACCUCAAGGAGCACGGCAAGCCGAAGUCGCUCGAUGAUGUCCUCGGCCACGUCAACCUGCACCGACGCGACGACAACUUCAAGCGGGCCGUCGUCGAGACGCUCAAGGCCCACACAAAGGUUAACUUUAUCCGCGAUCCCAAGGCCGAGGCGGCAGACCCGGAGAAUGCCUGGAAGACGGGCAAGUACGAGCAUUUGCCCAUCAUCCCGGGAGUCAAGGACGAGACGUCGCUCCUCAGGUACCUCAGCGAGCGCAAAACGGCGCAGGGCGUCAGCGUCAAGGAUCUCAAGGACGGCUGGCCCAGCUGCGACGAGACCAUCACCAAGCUCGAGAAGGCUCACAAGCUGCUCGUCGUACGGACCAAGAAGGACGGUGUUGCCAGGACAGUGUGGAUCGACGACCCGUCGCUGCACCAUGAUGUCGAUGCCGAGUUCAAGCUCAUGUGGCACCGCGUCGAGGUGCCGCCCCUCGAGGAUAUUGUGCGCAAGCUGGCCGCUGCCGGCCAAAAGCCCACCAGCGACGACCCCCAACUCAAGGUUCACGCCGUCGCCAAGGACACCAAGAAGAACAAGAAGAGGGCCGUCAACAUCAAGAAGAUGACAAAUGUUCACAUGGCUGGGCUGCUCAAGAAUUUCGACCACAUCAAGAAGUAGAUGAUCUGGUUGGCUGGAUGAAACUGAGACGAAUUGUGUAGGCUUUUUUGUUGUUUGUGGUUUUUUUUUUUGUUUUUUUUCUCGUUCACGUGAGACUGAGUGCACUGCUCUAUAUCUACACAGAUUGCAGAAAUAUCACACAUAGGCGUUACGGAGGCUGGGAUUAACAAAAGUACAUACACCAUGGGUUGGUUACACAGGAAAUCAUCGUUCGGGCUGGGUUGGGUUUGGGUGAUUGCAUUUGAAGCGUUCUGUUUUUUUUUUCUUCUUUUUUUCCCCUUUUUUAUCAAAAACUAGAUACCCUCAAAGGACUAUAAUGCAACAAUUCGUGUCUAUACCGAGGCUCUGUACUUUGUGCUUGAAUACCAUUUUCUUGCUCAAAUGUCGCUUCGCAUGUAACGCUAACUAAUGACGUCUAUGGUCGCUUUUGGG
Molecule: messenger RNA, 1779 nt
Organism: Pyricularia oryzae 70-15
Lineage: Eukaryota; Fungi; Ascomycota; Sordariomycetes; Magnaporthales; Pyriculariaceae
Product: transcription initiation factor IIE subunit beta
Exons: 1
Coding region: 415-1347 (310 amino acids)
Biological process (GO): transcription initiation at RNA polymerase II promoter
Cellular component (GO): transcription factor TFIIE complex
Source: RefSeq, a predicted model, not a curated record